Molecule: messenger RNA, 1991 nt
Organism: Geodia barretti
Lineage: Eukaryota; Metazoa; Porifera; Demospongiae; Tetractinellida; Geodiidae
Source: the annotation of a GenBank genome assembly
AGGGUUUCCAGCUAAAAUGGCUCAUUACUACUCAGCGCGGUUUCCUCGUCUGGAUAUAGGAGGCGGGAGAAGCGGGUCCGGAGAAUUAGACAUCUCGGCUGCAGAAGGUUUGUUCUGCAUGCAUGCGCAACGACGCGUUAACUCGCAGGUUAUCAUGCUUUGGUGGUAUAUGUACUUCUGCUCGAUUUUUACUGUCUUUCACUAAACUUGAGGCCAAUUCUAGCAAGCCAGACACUAACGCGAGGGUCUGCUGGCUUGCAAGAACUUAUAUACAUUUAGCCAGCUAUAAAAUUAAAAAAGUCGUUCUGUCCCACAGGAGAUGAGGGGAAUGAAUACUGGUUCCCUGCACUUGCCUACAAAGUCUAUUACCCCAUCAUAUGGGGACUGAUACUAGUUGCAGCCAUCUUGCUAAUGUGUGCCUGCAUGGGGUGGACCCACUGCUGUACUGUCCGCUGUAGAAACCGUAAGAAGAAAGACACAGAAGUAUGCCAGUUAGAAAGUGCAAUCUUACCAAGAGAAGACAGAGAGAAAACAACACUUGAAAAUGGGGCUGUACUGAAUGGACACAGACCAGAGCCGCUGGAGAGAGCAGGGGGAAACACAGAUGGAAUGGAAAUGGUUGAGGCUGAACUGCAUGCUACACCGGAGAACGAAGGAGGGAGAACUGUUGAGCAAAAUCGCAAAGGGGCCAGUGGUGCAGUGGAGAGAGAAAUAGAGGAACAGCCAAGCAGGGCGCUUGCAGGUGUGAAUUCGCAAAGACCAAGCAAUUCGGGAGGGCCAGCAUUGUUACACGAGGGGCAUCCGGGUACUGGGCCGGUGCCAGAGGUAAAAGAUACAGGCGAGAUGGCUGAUGGUGGGGCAACAGUGAGUGAGACUACAGUCGCUGCAGAUGUACACAGAGACAGUACUGUAGGGCAAAUUGAUCACAGCGACACCUGCAGUCCCCAGCAAACCAAAGUGUCUGGCAGUAAAUCCAAGGCUUUUAAACCAGCCCCCUUAUCCAUCCUACCACCAGGUGAAACGUAUACUUCGGGCACUCUCCCUAGUGAAACGAUGCAUGCUGCUGGAAAAACGGCCGUGUCGCCCAAAUCAGCCACAUUACCCGAACGAACCAGUCCUAAGAACACCGAACCACAGAGCGUGAGAAGAGUGAAGACUAAACCAGUACCCCCGAAAGACCAUCGAUUCUCAGACCGCAUCAAAACUAAGCCGGCUGCCAAAGAUCAGUUAGCACACCGCCCGCGUUCCGCUGCACCAGAGGUGAAAAGAACCUCGAAAGAUUACCAAGAAACGACUCCUGGGGACCAAAGCCCUCUUGUACAAGGUGGCUACUACAAUAGUCUCAAAAACAGGCAGAGUCUUACACUUGAAGGCAAGGAGACUGAUGAUUAAACUACACCAUUGCAACUAUGACCCAGUAGUAGCUAGUUGAUUUGCCACCUCACGGCUAGCUAGUUUUGUGUGUGCUUUUACAUCGAUACACUGCGAUACAUAAACAUAAUCCUUUUCUUCCGGAUGAUACAUAAUACAGUGUAUCCAACAUAUUGCUAUUGUACUGCUUAGCUACAAAGUUUAUGUACACUGUAUGCUAUGUUAUUACAAUACACUACGAAAACUGGUUGUAUAGAGUAAGUGCAUAGCUACAUACGUAAUGCAAAAGUGAUGCACUGUUGGGCAGCUAUGUGAAUAAAUUGUUUUGUAUGAUUUGUCCUUUGCUUUUCAAUAUUUCAUUGUAUAUCCCUAUAGCAUUGUAUUAUUCGAAAUUUAUUCAUUUAAAAACCUGUUCUGCCAGUUUUGCUAACGAGUCAGUAAGAAGACUACUUGGGGUUCGCACUCGGAGGUCAAGGUUCGCAGAGGUAACUUUACCGUGGACGAGACACGGUAUUUUGGGGAGGAACGUUCCGGCUGCUAUUCCUUCUUGGCCUGACAGAGGAAGAGAUGGAGGGAGUUAGGAGAGAGGGUGGAGGGGGAAAAUAGAGAGGGGAGGGGGA